Purpureocillium lilacinum is the source of this 1725-nucleotide messenger RNA. RefSeq lists its product as uncharacterized. Gene Ontology annotation, molecular function: oxidoreductase activity, acting on CH-OH group of donors; flavin adenine dinucleotide binding. The record is from RefSeq and is a predicted model, not a curated record. Lineage: Eukaryota; Fungi; Ascomycota; Sordariomycetes; Hypocreales; Ophiocordycipitaceae.
AUGAAGCUUGCGUCUGCCUUGUCGGUCGUACUCGGCGCCGCUGCCAUUGGCGCCGCGUCGCCGUGCCCGGCGCCCAAGGACUGGCUGUCGCAGAAGUGGGAUGCCAUCGUGGUCGGGGCCGGCACGGCGGGCAUCAUCGUCGCCGACCGGCUGAGCGAGGCGGGACUGAAGACGCUGCUCCUCGAGCAAGGCGGGCCGUCGUACGGCGUGACGGGGGGCACCGAGAGGCCGGGCUGGCUCGACGGCACCGACCUGAGCAGGGUCGACGUGCCGGGUCUUUACUCGACCAUCUUCGCGGGCCACUCCUCCCUGCUGUGCCCGCCUCACGUCGUCCGGGCCUUCCAGGGAUGCACCAUGGGCGGCAACAGCGCCAUCAACGCGGGCCUGUACUUCCAGCCGCCCGCGUCCGACUGGGACACGUACCACCCGCCGGGCUGGCACAGCGCCGACGUGCAACCCGCCGUGGCGCGGCUGCUGCGCCGCCAGCCGCCCGUGACGACGUACUCGUCCGACGGGCGCUUCUACGCGCAGAGCGGCUACGACGCCGUGCGCGACUGGAUCGUCGGCGCCGCGGGCUUCGCCAACGUCUCCUUCGCCGACGACCCGGACCGCAAGGACCGCGUCUUUGGCCGUCCCGUCUACAACUACAUCGGCGGCCAGCGCGGCGGGCCGGUGCGCACCUACCUGCAGAGCGCGCUGGCGCGGGCCAACUUUCACCUGCAGACGGGCGUCCGCGUCAAGUACGUCGAGCAGGCGCGCGGCCGGGCGUCCGCCGUGGUCGUAGAGGUGAACGAUGCGGGCAACGGGACCACGACGACGGCGACGGUCAAGCUCGCGCCCGGCGGCCGCGUGGUGCUCAGCGCCGGCGCCAUCCUGUCCCCCCAGCUGCUCAUGUACUCGGGCAUCGGGCCGCGCGAGACGCUGGCCAAGCUCGCCGCGAGGGCGCACACGCCGUACGUCAACGCGUCGUCGUGGGUCGUGCAGCCGGCCGUGGGCGAGGGCCUCUUCGACAACCCCAACACCUUCAUCGAGCUGUCGGGCCCGUCGGUCGCGUCGUACACGUACGACUACGGGGACGCGCUGACGGCGGACCGCAGGGCGUACCUGUCGUCGCGCAGCGGGCCCUACUCGUUCGCCUCGCAGACGUCGGCCUUUUGGGCGUACGUGCCGCACGGCGACGGCUCGCGGACGGGCGUCCAGGGGACCGUCAGCUCGGCCGGCUACGCCGACUUCACCGCCAACAACACCAUCACGCUCAACGUCUACGGCACCUCGGGCGUCCUGUCGUCGGGCCGCGUCGAGCUCUCCGACGACGGCAACUUCACGGCCGGCCCGGGCGGCGGCAUCUACUACUCGCACCCGCGCGACGCCCAGGCCAUCGCCUCCUUCAUCCACUCCAUCUUCCAGGCGCUGCCCGCGUCGUCCCCGGAGUCGCCCGCGCGCGACGGCCUGACGCCGCUCAACAUCCCGCGCGACGCGACGCUCGAGCACAUCCGCGACUACAUCACCAACUCGUCGGCCUACGCCGUCGGCUCCGUCCAGCACUGGUCCAGCUCGUGCCGCAUCGGCGCCUGCGUCGACGUCAACACAAAAGUCGUCGGCUCAGACAACAUUCACGUCAUUGACGCCUCCGUCCUCGCGCCCAUGACGGUCAACCCGCAGUUUGCCGUCAUGGUGGCCGGGGAGCUGGGAGCGGAGAGGCUGCUGCGGCCGAUCAAGGUCUAA